Messenger RNA from Macrobrachium nipponense, 2508 nucleotides. RefSeq names its product leukocyte elastase inhibitor A-like. The coding region runs from base 252 to 1496 and encodes 414 amino acids. The record is from RefSeq and is a predicted model, not a curated record. Gene Ontology annotation, molecular function: serine-type endopeptidase inhibitor activity. The transcript is spliced from 3 exons. NCBI's taxonomy places the organism in Eukaryota, Metazoa, Arthropoda, Malacostraca, Decapoda, Palaemonidae.
GUACCGUAGAAAAGAUUUGGACCGAUGUAAACACGCACAUUAUACUACACCCCCCUUUACAAUUUCCUGUGAUCUGGGACGGCCUGUGCGUAAAACCCGGAGUUCCCGUCGACAGGAGUGAGUGCGGCACGACUUCCCCUCUGGUGGACUUACUUCUGAGUAAUCAGAGAGCGAAGGAGAUCGUUUAUAAGGAGCUGCACUGGCUCGGUGAAUUUCACUUUAGGAAGUGACGGCUGCCCCCGAAUAGCAGAAUGAAGACUCUAGUUCUGACAGUGGCCUUGCUGUGCCUGUCAAAAUGCAUCGCUGGACCUCUCACCCCAACUAUAAGACUACAUGCCAAACGAGGGUCCACUCUCCAGCUGGGUGAUAUUAUUAAUGAGUUUGCGCUGGAUAUGUCCGAGGUCCUCUGGAGGGAACCGGGCAAUGUUGCCUUUUCCCCUCUGAGCAUCGCGUCCUUAAUGUCCCUGGUGAUGAGCGGCAGCUCAGGCACGACCUACACACAGCUGAGGAACGCCCUGCUCUACUCUGCAAGUACCCCAGACAUCAUGAUCCACAGCAACUACAGAAACGUCUUGCAAUCUUUGGCAAGGCUGAACAACGACGUCACCGUCAACGUAGCUACUAGACUAUUCUUAGCCUCUGGUGCCAACAUCCUGUCCAACUUUACCAGACUGGCCCAGGAGCAUUAUGGUUCCUCAGUGCGUGUGCUCAGUUUCCGAGAUGACCCCUUCGGAUCGAUGGAAGCUGUGAACCAGUGGGUGAGGAGUGAAACCAACGGGAAAAUCCCCCAGCUUAUCACCCAUCCGUUCGAUGCGCAGACGUCCUUCGUAGCGACAAAUACAGUCUACUUCAAAGGCGCUUGGGAACACCCAUUUGACCCCCAGCAGACUCAAGACGGUAUUUUUAACACCGGCUCCUCCAACAUCACAGUGCCCAUGAUGCGCAGCAUCAUGACAGUCCCAUUCGUCGAAAUGCGCGAACUGAAUGCCGAAAUGAUCGCCCUCCCGUACAAGGGGUACGAAUACGGCAUGCUGCUCAUUAGGCCUAAUGGCCCCGUGGACGACUCGACUCUGCAAGAAGUCGAGUUCGGCCUCGACGCCCCAACGCUCAACAGGUACAUCGGGGAGAUGACCAACUCGACCAGGAUCGUAACCCUGCCCAGGAUGAGGCUGAACUUCAAGACCUACCUGAAGAACGCGCUGACUAGUCUGAAUGUGGUCGACAUGUUCAAUCCUUCCAGUGCGGAUUUCAGCAGGCUCACCGCUAACAAGCAAGUUUGGGUUGAUAACGUCAUCCACCAGACUGUGGUUGAAGUCAAUGAGUCUGGGACAGAGGCUGCUGCAUCCACCUCCAUCUCUUUCAACCGCAUUGGGACUUCCAGGACCUUCGAGGUGAACAGACCUUCCAUCUUCAUCAUCAGGCACAUGAGGACGGGCGUCCCUCUCUUCUGGGGAAGGAUAAUGAGCCCUGAUCCUCUGGAGACUUCUGGAUUUUAAUGGCAUACAUAGUGCAUUCAUACAUACAUAGGCCUACAUAUACGUAGGUAUGUAUGUAUGACGGAGCAAAUUGCAUUUGAUUACUUUCCGUGUUAUGAUCUGAUUGUUGAUUGAGAGUGUGAAAGGUAUUUUAUAUAUAUAUAUAUAUAUAUAUAUAUAUAUAUAUAUAUAUAUAUAUAUUACAUAUAUAUAUACAUAUAUAUACAUAUAUAUAGUCAUAUACUUAUGUUUCUCUGUAACUAUAUAACUAAGAGAGUUAUUCCUAUAUACUAUUUUCUCUAGUCAGACCAAUUUCCCAUUGAAGUCGACAUAUCAGAGCUAGUCUGUGAUAUCUUUCAAAUUCAAAUCAUUUCUAUUGUAUGAAAGAGUAAUUCGUAAUAUUCAGUUAACGGCACACUUGAGAAAUUCAGUGAAAGCCUUCAGUUCGACCGCAUUCAUCAGUUGAUUUGGAACCUGAAUAUUCAAGAGAUUUUUAAUGUUAAAUGACGUUAUUUUUCAUCCAAUGUGUGUGUGUAGUGUAUUUUUCACGUUCAAAUUGCCUCGUAUAUUUGGAAGUUUUUGCAAUGUGCAUAUCUCGAAGUGACUAAAGCUUGAUUAUCUUUUAUUGUACAGCAUUGCAACAUGUACAAAGUUUACUUGUAACAGCUCAUCCUGAAGAGAGAUUAUGCCAUUGUUCUUAAGCACGUUCACUGUUAUUUCUGGUAUAAGAAUAAAAUGUCGGUGUCCUUCACUCGAUGAGGAAGAAGGAGGCUUACUCCUCCAUGGUAUGAUAAGCACGAACGAACUCGUCCACAGCUAGUGGCCGUGCAGUUCGUACACUACAAUUACUCUUGUGCACUAGAGGCAGCGCCUGUUUUAAUGUUAAGGGUAAAGAUAGCUUAUUUUUAAAAUGCUAUGCUCCAUUUAUCCGUGUAUAAAUGUGUAAUUUAUUUUACCUUUGCAUUGUGUAUCGCAAACUUUUUUUUUAUUUGAAAGUUGAAGGAACAUGCGAAUAAAAUGUUCAUUCAUUUAU